Protopolystoma xenopodis is the source of this 1107-nucleotide messenger RNA. NCBI's taxonomy places the organism in Eukaryota, Metazoa, Platyhelminthes, Monogenea, Polystomatidea, Polystomatidae. The record is from the annotation of a GenBank genome assembly.
CUCAAUGGUCCUCUAGCCUUUCCCGGCCUAAUAUCAAAUGCACAGGAUAAAGCCUUCAGCCCAUCCGGGCGACUGCCACCCUUCCCACCGGUCACCUCUGCCGAUGCCAGCGUCACCUCGAUACCAACUCCAAUCCAUGAGCGACUAGACUUACGGACGACUGGGGAGGUGUGUAUGUCCCAUUCUGCACCUAGGCACUCUCAUGCCCAUGCGUCUACUGUGCGGCCCUAUCCACAUUCGUAUGAUUUGGCAAAGCUUUCUGUGGCAAAUGAGUUAUCUGAACGUGACGGAGGGCCCUCUCUUUGUAUUGGCAGUGUUGUCCCUCCAGAGUUAGCCACAAUUUACCAACUGCUUGAUCAAAAAAUUAUCUCUCCUUCGGGACCUUGUGAUACUAAAAUAUCCUCCUUCUCUCAUCUAGACAAUGUUUUCACACCAACUUCACUGAGACCAAAAAAUAACAAUGUCAACAGCAUUAGUGACUGUGCUUCUGAGCCGUUCAGCAGUCACGUAUCUUCUUUGAAGCUUAAUGAGCUGUUUGCUGAACCUAAUUUAAGCAUUCGAAAUGAAGCCUCCCAAGCCCAACCCUCUCUGAACUCUCAGCCAUACCAACAUGACUGCACACAAUCUUCUAUCUCCACUCCUAGUCAAGUGAACGAUUUGGCUGCCAUCGGCACUCUUUUGUCCCGCACCGGCUUGGCCACAUCUGGCUCUGUUAAUCCGGAUGCCUUUUUAGCCGGACUGGUGCAAUUACAUCGGCGGCAUCUGGGCUCGUUGGUUCCCGUGUCUGAGACCGCAGAGUCGGAUCCGGCAGCUACUUUGGCCGCAAUCAAUUGGCUCUUGGGGGCAGCCUCCUCAUUCGGACCUUCUUCACUUCCAGGCAGGAGUCGAAUGCAAUUUAGACUUCCCCUGAACUGGUCCCAUCCUAACCCCAGCGGGAGUCGAACCCGACUUAUGGUAGGGCAGUGUAUAAUCUGGACACGUUACCUCCAAAGACAGACUUCCAUAAGUGUCCCUGGAUCACAAAGCAGGCGUGCAUUUCAGUCUAUAACUGAAUUUCUUCUGAUGGUAAAACCUUGUGAUGGCUCUAAUGGUGUCCCCGGGGCUUAA